Messenger RNA from Prinia subflava (tawny-flanked prinia), 2163 nucleotides. It is a transcript of the gene C2H6orf120, whose product is annotated as chromosome 2 C6orf120 homolog. NCBI's taxonomy places the organism in Eukaryota, Metazoa, Chordata, Aves, Passeriformes, Cisticolidae. The record is from RefSeq and is a predicted model, not a curated record. The transcript has 3 exons. Bases 533 to 1090 code for a protein of 185 amino acids.
CUCGCGAUACCGGGGGCGCGGCCGUGCCCGGGGCGGGCCGGGAGCGCCCGGCGGUACCGGCGGCCUUCGGGGGCGGCUCCUCCCGCCCCCAGCGACUGCCCCCAGCGACUGCCCCGCGGGCCGGGCCCGGCCGGGCGCAGCGAGCGGCUCUGGGGGCGCGCAGGGGGAGCGGCGUCCCGCCCUGCGCGCCGGCCCCUCGGCGCCGGCCUCCUCUCGGCCGCCGCGCUGCCCCGGGGCCCGCCCCGGGGAGGGGCUUUCCGCGGCGCCCCGGCCGCGCUGCGCUGCCGCACGUCCGCGGAGUGCCCGCUGCUCUUCCUCGCCGUGGCUGCGGCCUCGCCGGAGCCGGAGCCCCGCGGCAGGCCGGAGUGCAAGUUGGAAUGCCUACUGCUUCAAGUCUACAUGCAGAUUUGCACCUUUACUUUUGAAGUUCAUAUGAGAGGAUGAGGAUGGGAAAACAAAUAGGAUGCCCUGAGUACCUCAUAUAAAGUAACACACUGGACACACAGGAAGAAUCCAAAUACAACUGAAGACCAUGGCAACACACUGGAGAAGAAUCCUGACAGUAUUUGUGACAGCUCAAGUACUAUGGGUGGUAAAUGCCUUUGAGGAGGAGGACGUACCGGAGGAAUGGAUUCUUCUUCAUGUUGUCCAAGGUCAGAUUGGAGCAGGAAACUACAGCUAUUUGAGACUAAAUCACGAGGGAAAGAUCGUUCUUCAGAUGCGGAGUUUGAAAGGUGACGCAGACUUGUACGUGUCCGAUGUGACGCUGCACCCCAGCUUUGACGACUACGAGCUGCAGUCUGUGACCUGUGGCCAGGACAUCGUCCACGUGCCUGCACACUUCCGCCGCCCCGUGGGAAUAGGGAUCUACGGCCAUCCCUCCCACCUGGAGAGCGAGUUUGAAAUGAAGGUGUACUACGAUCGAACAGUUGUACAGUACCCGUUUGGCGAGGCUUCCUAUAACCCUGAGGAGAUGGAGGCAAACCAGAAAUAUUCACAGUCUACAGAAGAUGAAUCUCAGGAUGAGGAGUCUGUUUUCUGGACUAUACUUAUUGGAAUCUUGAAAUUAAUACUUGAAAUCCUUUUUUAAAUUGAUACGUACUGGACUUAAGUCACACUUCAUCCUGUGAAAUUGGUACGAAUGACUUGCUGUAAUAUUUAAUACUCACUAUGUUUCCUGAAGAGAUAUUCAGAUUACAUUUCCUAAACCAGAAAGGAAAUGGGGAGAAAAAGCCAUAUUUAAUUUUAUAUUGUAAAUCCUCCCCAACAUGUAAAAUGAGCAGCCAGCACAGUAUUUGCAGUGCUCUGCAGAGAUCAGGGCUUAAAAAUGAAUGUAUAGUUGGGAUCUUGUUAAAUUCACUUAAAAUAGGUGCUUAGGAAAAUCAAUUCCAAUUCAGUAUUUUCUACUGUUUUUUAUAAAGAAAAAUGAAUAAACUACUAAACUUCAGUCCCCCUCUCAAUUUAGAGCAUAUUUAAAAAUAAAACCUGCUUCUUUUCUGAGCAAGCAUCUCCAGUAAAACUGAUCAGCAACGUGUUUGAGUGUAUUCAUGAAGUUGAGGAGCUUAGGGUGAAGGGAGGAGAAAACAAUCACCGAAGGGAAUAGACGGUGUGUAUUUUGACUGUGUGCUCUCCAUCACAUCAGCCAUCUGUCAAACAGAGGUUGUCCAGUCACUCAUCACCACUACAGAUCCAUGACCUGAAUCAAGUGCAUGUGGCUUCUUUGCUGCUACUGCAGGGAGGGGGAGCCUUCAGCUGUUGUUAUUUGUCAGCAUGACAUUUUCAUCUCUCAUUAAAAACAUCACAGCACAUAGGUAUCUCAAACUUGAGAGCUGCUUUCUUACACUUCCCGUGAUAGCAUUUUGUGAUUGAUUUUUUUUUUGAAGGACAUACUUAUGACUAAGUCAUCAGCUUGCAAGGAAAUUUUCUGCUGAAAGGGAGUUGCAGUAUAUUGUAAGGUCAUCUCAUGCCCACUCUUCCUUAGAAGUUACUUGUACCAGGAAUACUUUUUGCUUUGGUUGAGUCUUUUAGAAUAACCAGUUGCUAUGCAAAUAAAGUACAUUUAAAUUGCUCUGUAAUUUUCUUUUCAGAGCUUACUGAUGAAUGCACUCAAAUAAACAAGUAUGUUACUAUAAUUCUAUAUAAAUGACUGUAUCAUUUAAAUUU